Molecule: messenger RNA, 1260 nt
Organism: Aspergillus chevalieri
Lineage: Eukaryota; Fungi; Ascomycota; Eurotiomycetes; Eurotiales; Aspergillaceae
Gene: pfa4
Product: putative palmitoyltransferase with autoacylation activity Pfa4
Exons: 5
Coding region: 1-1260 (419 amino acids)
Biological process (GO): protein targeting to membrane; peptidyl-L-cysteine S-palmitoylation
Cellular component (GO): endoplasmic reticulum; Golgi apparatus; endoplasmic reticulum membrane
Molecular function (GO): protein-cysteine S-palmitoyltransferase activity
Source: RefSeq, a predicted model, not a curated record
AUGUUCCAAGAGCCCUUUUCGAUUUCGCAAUUGGCGAUACCCGCUGUCUGGGUCCUGAUCAGCUUCCUCACCUUCACCUCCCAGUACUUUUUCCUGCACUUCGAAGCCGUACCUCUGCGAGAACAUGAGCUAUGGGCUAUUAACUUUCUGGCGGCAUGUAUUGGGAUAUGUUAUUACCGGUCAUGCACAGUAGACCCAGGGCGCAUUCCUAAGCACUGGAAGCCAUCGGACCACGUUGGUGGCCGGCAACGGUGGUGCCGGAAAUGCGAGGCUUUCAAGCCUCCACGGGCUCACCAUUGCAGGACGUGCGAGAGGUGUAUACCAAAGAUGGACCACCACUGUCCAUGGACUACCAAUUGUGUGUCACACUUUACAUUUCCGCAUUUCAUCCGGUUUCUAUUUUACGCGGUAGUCGGGAUGUCGUAUCUUGAAUCGCUUCUUUUUGAGAGAGCGUCGACUAUCUGGGCUAGUAGACAUCUUCCUAGUUACCUCGGUCCCAGUCUGGGGCAAAUGGUUUAUUUAUUUAUUCUCCUUGCUGUCAACAGUUUGAUUGCAUUUGCGCUUUUCAUUCUCUUGCUUCGAAGUCUAUGGUCUCUCGGUGCCAACACGACGACCAUUGAGUCAUGGGAAAUUGAAAGACACAAAGCACUCCUACGACGAGCCAGGCAUUUUGGUGGCUACUUGGACGCCCCUGGAGGCGUCAAGAUACGUAUCAGGAAACAAGAAUUUCCGUAUGAUAUCGGCAUUUGGGACAAUAUUAAGGCGGGAAUGGGAGGAAGUGCAAAUAUCCUUGGUUGGUUUUGGCCAUUUUCCGCGACACCGGAUCGUGAAACAGGUCUAGAUUUUGAGAUCAAUGAUUUCGAACGUCCCAAUGUCACUUGGCCACCACCGGACCCGGAUCGCAUUCCGCUCCCGACUUCAACCGACAAAGGAGAUGCUUUCACGGUGCCACAAGUGUACAGCUCCGCCCACGAAGAAAUCGAAGCAUUCAACCGUCGCCGGGAUGAAGACCUGAAACGCGGCAGACCCGGCGUGGUUCAACGCCGCAAACAAUUCCAUGAGCGAUUUGACUCCGAUACUCGAGGCGAAAGCGACUCAGAGCCCGAUGAGAAGAGAAACUCUGAUGGCGAAGAGGCCUGGAGGAAUUCCGAGGGAGAGCGGCUACAUGAUUUCGGAGUAGACGAGGAGAUCGAAUUCUACGAUGAGGAGGACAUUCCACUGGCAGUACUCAUACAGCAACGGGGACAGAGACAGCAAUGA